Trachemys scripta elegans is the source of this 3310-nucleotide messenger RNA. RefSeq names its product interferon regulatory factor 2 binding protein 2 (gene IRF2BP2). Bases 252 to 1940 code for a protein of 562 amino acids. Gene Ontology annotation, molecular function: transcription corepressor activity. The transcript is spliced from 2 exons. NCBI's taxonomy places the organism in Eukaryota, Metazoa, Chordata, Testudines, Emydidae. Gene Ontology annotation, cellular component: nucleus. Gene Ontology annotation, biological process: regulation of transcription by RNA polymerase II. The record is from RefSeq and is a predicted model, not a curated record.
UGAGCGGGACAGGCGGAGUGAGCAGCGCACUGGAGUAGGCAGCCCAGUGUGCAGCAACUGGGCUAUGCGCUUUCCCGCGUCCCAGUGACUCCAGCUGGGAGGCUUCCGCGCCCGGGAGCCGCUUGUUUGCAGGGGGCGGGCAAUCGGCGGAAGAUCCUGCGGCAGCUGCAAAGCCGGAGCCUGCCCGUUUGGUCUCCGGUUGCUGGAGGAGGAGGACGCGCGGGGGGCGCUCGCUGCCCCUGGGCUGGGACAUGUCGUCCGCGGCGGUGGCGGCUGCUUCCCGCAGGCAGUCGUGCUACCUGUGCGACCUGCCCCGCAUGCCCUGGGCCAUGAUCUGGGACUUCACCGAGCCCGUCUGCCGGGGCUGCGUCAACUACGAGGGGGCCGACCGGGUGGAGUUCGUCAUCGACACGGCGCGGCAGCUCAAGCGGGCUCACAGCUUCCAGGAGGGCCGGGCUCCGCCGCCGCCCCACGCCAAGCAGCCGCCGCUCAGCGCUAAGGAGAUCCUGGUGCAGCAGCAACAGCAGCAGCUGAACCACACGGCCGUGGCGGGCGACGCGGUGUCACGGCCCCCGCCGCAGCCCCUGGAGCGCUACCCGCUGGCGGCCGCCGCUUCCUCCGAGCGGCAGCCGCCCCGCCUGGGAGCCGAGUACGGGGGCAGCCGGCAGGUGAACGGGAUCCUGGUGCCCAACGGGUUCCCCAAGCCCGAGGAGCCGCCCGAGCUGAACCGGCAAAGCCCGAACCCCCGGCGGACACACACGGUGCCGCCCACCCUGGUGCCGCUGAUGAACGGAGCCUCCCUGCCCGCGCCCAUCAGCAUCAACAGCCGGGCCGCCGCCGCCUCGCUGGCUGCCAUCUCCGGGGCGGCCGCCUCCAUGCAGGUCUCGGUCUCCCAGCAGCAGCAGCCGCCACCCGGGGAGCUGGGGCACAAGCGGCCCGGCUCGGUGUCCUCCAGCAGCAGCAGCAGCGCCGGCGCGGGCGAGCACGAGAGCAAGGAGAAGCAGCCACGGGGCUCGGCGGAGGAGCUGGGGGUCGAGGGCAAGGGCCGCGGGGGAGCGGAACAGGAGUGGCUGGGCAAGCCCAAGACGGUGCGGGACACGCUGCUGGCGCUGCACCAGCACGGGGGCCACGCGGUGCCCUUCGAGAGCAAGUUCAAGAAGGAGCCCGGCAUGGCGGGGAGCAGGCUGCUGGGGUACGAGAGCAACGGGGCCGUGGCCAAAGCAGGGGCUCGGGCAGCGAGGAAGAGGAAGCCUUCCCCAGAACCAGAAGGUGAAGCUGGACCCCCUAAGAUCAAUGGAGAGUCACAACCCUGGUUGCCAACCUCAUCAGAGGGGAUGAAAAUGUCCAUGACUGCUACAUCGUUCAUGUCCCCACCACCACCAACUGCCUCGCCUCAUUCCAACCGGACCACACCGCCUGAAGCAGCCCAGAAUGGCCAGUCUCCUAUGGCUGCGCUCAUUUUAGUAGCAGACAAUGCAGGGGGCAACCACUCCUCCAAAGAUGCCAACCAAGUUCACUCCACCACCAGGAGGAAUAGCAACAGCCCGCCCUCUCCGUCCUCUAUGAACCAAAGAAGGCUGGGCCCAAGCAGGGAGGUGCCAAGUCAGGGGACAAACACUGCUGGGGGAUUGGAGCCGGUGCAUCCUGCCAGCCUCCCGGACUCGUCUCUAGCAGCCAGUGUUCCCUUGUGCUGCACCCUGUGCCACGAGCGCCUGGAAGACACCCAUUUUGUUCAGUGCCCCUCAGUCCCUUCCCACAAGUUCUGCUUCCCUUGCUCCAGACAAAGCAUCAAACAGCAAGGAGCUAGUGGCGAGGUGUAUUGUCCCAGUGGGGAGAAAUGCCCUCUGGUGGGCUCCAAUGUCCCUUGGGCUUUCAUGCAGGGGGAGAUUGCAACCAUUCUUGCAGGAGAUGUGAAAGUGAAAAAAGAGAGAGACUCGUGACUUUUUCCAGUUCACAACCCAACAUCACCUGUAACUGAAACUGCUUGACUUGUGUAUAUAUCUAUAAAUAUAUAUAUAUAUAUAUAUAUCUCCAAGACAAGGGAAAUGUAGACUUCAUAAAACAUGGCUGUAUAAUUUUGAUUUUUUUGAAUACAUUGUGUUUCUAUAUUUUUUUUGAAGACAAAAGGUAUGUACUUAAAGGCAUUUCCUCUUUUUGUUAUAGCAACUAUUUGUUGUGCUUCCUUGGUGACAGUUACUGUUCAAUGUAGGCUGUGACUUGCGCUGCUUUUUUUAGAGAGCACUUGGCAAACCAGAAAUGCUUCUAGCUGUAUUUGUAUGCACUUGUUUCUUUUUAAAAUGCCAAAUACAUUUUCUGACAUUGUAAAGAUCGCCUUACUGUCUGUGAUUCCUUAUUCUUGGGCCUUGCUCAGAGUCAAGCUGGAUGCGUGCAGAUUUGAUAUGAAAUGGUAGUGGGGGAAAAGAGAUUGAUAGGGUGAAAUGGGAUGUCACCAUUACAGCCGAAAGGCAGGUGAAUAUUAGAAAGCACAAGUGGUUUCUUUCUGAAACAUUGUUCUCUUGUUGCAAUGGCAAAUUUUUUAGACUGAGUCCAAUUCCACUGUUUCUAGAAGGAAGUUGCCUUCAUAGUAGGAUGUUGAGAGAUGUCUGAGAGGCGCUGCUGAGUUAGGGAUUUCUGGGUUGUUUGCUUUUUUUUUCUAAAAGGAAAAGUUGACCACAGUUCAAGUGAUUGGUUGUAAGAUUACAGAACUGCAUUUAUUCAUUGAUUACAUAAUGUUAAUGCAGAAUUUUGGUAAUAAACUUAAUUACUAUAUUGGUGUAUACACCGGUAUAGCACUGCCAUCUUUAAAGAUCCAUAGCUCUUUUAGUGCCACUCACAUAAUAUUUAUGCUUGGGGAAAACUAAAGUUUUUUUUUUUUUUUAAUUUGCACAUAGUGCAGGUGAACUUUGAGUUUGCUUAUCAGUUACUUAUAGUACUGUUGGUAUUAUUAACUAUCUCUUACAUCAUAUUUCCAGGUAGUGGCAGGUACAAGAUGGUACAAUGACAGAAGCAACUGAGAUGCUGCCAGGAUUGCCUUCGGGCAUAUCAGUGACAACCCAAAUGUGGGUGGAAGAAACUUGUAAUCUCUAUUAUGUGGGGUUUUUUUUUGUUUUUUUUUUUAAACAAACCUAAUACUACUUUUUUGAAAAUGAAAAAAUAAACUGGUGGAAUGAAAGCAAUUAGGGUUUCACAAAAGGGGCAUGCCCCGCCUUUUUAACUACUUUGGAGUACUCUUUGUAAAGUCAUUUCUUUUGAUCCAGCCUCUGCAUCAAUCAGCAAGCAGACUUUUUAAAAUAAAUCAUUAUUAGAAAUG